Messenger RNA from Laetiporus sulphureus 93-53, 243 nucleotides. RefSeq lists its product as uncharacterized. The record is from RefSeq and is a predicted model, not a curated record. NCBI's taxonomy places the organism in Eukaryota, Fungi, Basidiomycota, Agaricomycetes, Polyporales, Laetiporaceae. The transcript has 2 exons. The annotation marks the transcript as partial.
AAGAUCGAGCCGAGUGCGUUCGCUUCGGGUGCUCGGCUCGAUGCUAUGCUGCGUGAGAUGGAGGAGCUGUUCGCUGCCCGGUUUGCACGCGGUGACAAGAAGAAGGCACAAGCACGUUUGCGUGGUGGAGCACAACUUAAGAGCCAUCACUAUAGUACCUUCCGGACGGGCAUGAUGAUCGGCCUUGGUCUACCUGCUCUCAUAGAUGGAUUGGUGAAAAGUACGUUUAGCCGAACAUGUUGA